This is a messenger RNA of Colletotrichum acutatum, 1811 nucleotides long. Its product is annotated as C2 domain-containing protein. The transcript is spliced from 4 exons. Gene Ontology annotation, molecular function: lipid binding. The record is from RefSeq and is a predicted model, not a curated record. Lineage: Eukaryota; Fungi; Ascomycota; Sordariomycetes; Glomerellales; Glomerellaceae. Bases 284 to 1717 code for a protein of 477 amino acids.
CCCACUUUCCAUGUUCACUGCCAAGGAACACGAAUAACAAGCCACCGCGUAGUCUGGGCAUCAAAAGUGCUCACCCAUCAGUCUCCCUUUUGAUGUUGGGCUUCAGCUGGAGUGUUCUUGACUUUCCCCUGAGUGAUCCACCCUCUAAGCCGGUUGACCCACUCUCGCAGUAACUCAUUGAUAUAUCAUCAUUGUUCCUCGAGGCCUCUCGUCUCUCAUCGUCGAGUAACGCUUCACUCUCCUCUGCAUUGCUCUUUUGCAUAUUCAAAAAUCCUUAUUCAAAAUGGCAGGAAUCGUAGACAAGUUGACCGCCUCGGGAGGCACUGAAUCAGCAGGAUUCCUCAACGAUAUCAUCGAGCAGCUAUGGCCAAACAUCAAUGUUGCCGGGUGUAGGAUGGUGAAGGAGAUCGUCGAGCCCAUGUUCGCUACGAUGCUUCCUGGACCCCUCGCUAGUCUCAAGUUCGUCAAGCUAGACCUCGGAAAUGUCCCCAUGCGGGUAUCAGAAGUGGACGUCCAUAAGGUCGACAACGGCGGCAUCAAGCUUGACAUGGAUGUGAUCUGGGAGGGAAAGAGCGAUAUCGAGCUCGACGGCAAGAUGGUGCCCAAGCUGGGCAUUGAACAUGUUCAUCUGAAAGGCAGGCUUUCGAUCUUGCUCGCACCCCUAACAAAUGUCAUCCCUUUGAUUGGAGCUGCGCAAGUCGCUUUCAUCAACCCGCCAGAACUCAAGCUUGACUUCACCAAUGCUGCAAAUAUUGCAGACUGGGCUUUGGUUGACAAGGCCGUGCGCAAGGUCAUUCUGGACAUCAUCGCCUCAAUGGCUGUGCUCCCCAACCGUUAUCUUGUGAAGCUCGACAGUAACAACGACUACUUCAGAACAUACCUGCCUCACUUGGGUGCCCUUCGCCUCACCAUUGAGAGGGCAAUUGGCAUCAGCGGCCCAAAGAAGAGCGGUGCCAAGAGGCUUUUGGCGAAGAUUGUUAAGGAUGUUCCCGACUGCUACGCCAAGGUGAACGUCGGUGCCGAGGAGGAGUGGCGCACCUCUGUCAAGAAGAAUGAUCACGACCCAGAGUGGAACGAGACUCACGACUUCCUCGUCGCAGACUACGAUCAGCGCAUCUUUAUUGAUGUCCAAGACGAUGACCUUGGUGGCGAUGACGAUAUCGGUAUCGCGACUACUACCGUCAAGGACAUUUUGCUCAAUGGCGGCUCCCAAGAGUUGGCUCUUGCCCACAAGGAUGAGCCUACUGAUGCUAAGAUCGUUGUCCACGCAAAGUUCUACAACUUUGUGGACAACGCUGAAGUCAUCACAACUACUCAAAGUGAGAACGAGCACCAAAUCGUCGGUCUCGCCACGGUCCUCAUCGCCAGCGCCCUCGGUUUGCAGGGCCAGCGUGAUGAGCUGAACCCCAGUAUCAAGGUGACGUGGGGCGCAAAGGAGUUCCGCACUGCAGCCAAGACCUACAGCCCGGGAACGGAUAUCUUCAACCCAUCUUUUGAUCAGGCUUUCAGGAUCCCUGUGACGGCAGAUCUGCUCGCCAACCCCGCCAACUUCAAGAUUUCUCUGCUCAACAAGGCGGACGAGACUGGUGCUGUUGAGAUCCCCUUCCAGGAUAUUCUUCAGGCGCCUGGCUUGGUCAAGGAGGAGAGCUUCGAUGUUGGAUCUGGUGCGACUGUGAGAGCCAGUAUCUCUCUUCGCGGCUUACAGGUUGCGCACUGAUUAGCUCAUGAUUUGACGACAUGUUCAUGUAUAACUCCACGAUAAUACACGAUUGACAGAUAUUGAUCAGGUUGACACGUAUCUUGUGAUGAGG